CCUGACCAGGGAAGUGUGACGAAUUAGCUUCUCCUCCUGCUUCUAUCUGUGUUACGCCGUUGUAUCCCAUACAGCCCAGUCCGAGUCAUCCGUGCUGCAGCCUGAAACAGACACAUUUUUGUUGGCCUCCAACUCCAAUCUAAAUGAAGCAGUCCCUCAAAGUAGCAGAGCUGCUGGAGUCUUCAUACUUACUGAAGGAGGAGAUUACACCUUUAACUUCACUGAGGGCAGAGCUGCCUGCCUUUCACUGAACAUCACCAUGGCGACCAUAGCCCAGAUGGAGCGAGCAGUACAGCGUGGAUUGGAGAUGUGCAAAUAUGGCUGGACAGCUGAACAGAUCGCAGUCGUCCCACGACUUACAUCUGCCAGUACCUGUGGACAGGGUAAAACUGGGGUGGUGAAAUGGUAUGCAAGUGCAGAUAAAAAGUUUGGUGUAUUCUGCUUCAAUGCAUCAGAUUUUGAAGAAAGUCUAAACAAAUCAACGGCAGGUCCACAAAGCUCCAAGUUCCCCACCACGCUGACAGCACUGACGCAGACCACAACACCUUCCUCACCUGUGCUCAGAUCAACAACCAGUUCUCCACCUUCAAGGAAGCCAAUAACAACCAGUUCUCCACCUUCAAGGAAGCCAAUAACAACAAAAGCCCCUGAGCGGACAUCUUUUACUUCAGCUUUUACUCUUCUGGUCAAGACAACACAUUCCACCAGGGUUUCCUCCACCUCCUCCACUCUUAAACCUUUCUCCACCCAUAUUCCUACUUAUCUUUCUCACCAUAUCACCUCAAAACCCACUGUGGGGAGCUUUGCCAGUUCUACUUCUGCGCAUCCCUCUGACUUCUCUGUUUCCUCAGAGUCAGUGACGCCACACCUGGUGAGCCCUGCAAAACCUUCUCCAGGAGAUGUACCUACAACACUCAUCAUUCUUGGCAUCAUCCUUCUCCUCCUGACAGCAGCAGGUGUUGUGUGGUACUACAAACUGAAUAUUUUCACCCUUUGGUCUCACAGGCGGCUGAAGGACAACACAGAGACAGAGAUGUGGAAGCACACCGACAGUGAGAUGGACAUGUACAAUCUCGAUGAAGAAGAUGAAGAUGAAGAAGAAUUAGACAUAAAAUACUCCAGUAAUAUCAUACUGUGUGUGAAUCCAGACAUCAAAACAAACUCUUCAGAGUAGCUUUAUGAUAUUUCUGUGAACCUUUUUGUGAAGUGGAUUGAAUUAAUUGCUGCAACAGUGUUGCCUGAUAAAUGUCAGUAAAUGUUUUAGAUAAAAGCCUAUUUCAGACUAGAGGACAGUUUACUUUAUAACUGCCUUGAUUGGUUUAUUGUACUUGAGUUUGUAUAUGUGCAAAUACACAAGCUUACUGUCUCGGUAGGGUGGAAAGAAGCAAUUAUUAAUUUUGUAUGUUUGUGUGUGUUUGUGCGAAUGAGCCUAGAGAGAGAGAGAGAGAGCAACAUUGUGAACAUUUAAGCAUGCUGCAAUUGUCCAAAAUAAAUCAUUCUACAAAUAGAAUCAAGUCAAUAAUCUACCAUAAUAUUGUAUUAAUUUCAAUUUUAACAAGAGAUUAAACAUUAUGUGUUAUUAAA
This is a messenger RNA of Micropterus dolomieu (smallmouth bass), 1584 nucleotides long. RefSeq names its product lymphatic vessel endothelial hyaluronic receptor 1b (gene lyve1b). The transcript is spliced from 7 exons. NCBI's taxonomy places the organism in Eukaryota, Metazoa, Chordata, Actinopteri, Centrarchiformes, Centrarchidae. The coding region runs from base 260 to 1174 and encodes 304 amino acids. Gene Ontology annotation, molecular function: transmembrane signaling receptor activity; hyaluronic acid binding. Gene Ontology annotation, biological process: cell adhesion. The record is from RefSeq and is a predicted model, not a curated record. Gene Ontology annotation, cellular component: plasma membrane.